Phascolarctos cinereus (koala) is the source of this 4478-nucleotide messenger RNA. RefSeq names its product HCK proto-oncogene, Src family tyrosine kinase (gene HCK). The record is from RefSeq and is a predicted model, not a curated record. Gene Ontology annotation, biological process: protein phosphorylation. Gene Ontology annotation, molecular function: ATP binding; protein tyrosine kinase activity; protein binding. Lineage: Eukaryota; Metazoa; Chordata; Mammalia; Diprotodontia; Phascolarctidae.
AUAACCCACAGUAGGGGCAGAGAGGAGGAACUCUUUAACCGCAGAGAAACAGGGAAGGGUCUGGAAAGUGGUGGCUCCGACCCGAAGGGUCACACGGGAAAGGGAGAAGGGAGUAGAGGGGGUUAGGGGUAAAUGAGGUAGCGGAUGAAAUGCGAAUCAGGAAAGUUUGAAGGCUCCGGGGCGAGGCUAGAAUGUUUCGUCCAGAGUCUGAACUCCUGUGGGCGGGACUAGACUCUUUCGGGUAGUCGUCAGAACGCUAGUUUUAAGGGCUUUAAAACUUUAGAACAGCUCCGGGACUGGUGGAAGUGUUGUAGGCGGAACUUGUCUCCACCUGUCUAGAACCCAGAUGCCCCGAGGAGCGGUAGGUGACCACCUGAAGAUGAGGUUUAUUUCCUUGUAGCUCCAAUUGUCUGCCCUCGCCUCCUCCAAAGGGACACUCCUACGACUGAAAGGAUAGGGUUAAGUACCACUCCACCUGUGUCCAACCCACUCCCCUUCACCAACCUUUCAGUCCCCUGGAAAAGCAGAGGCGCCUAGAGCUCCUCGUGCAAAGGGAAAUUUGAGUCCCGGAGGGCUCUCAAGGAACCACAGCACCAGCUUCACCUCAACCCCACGGGGGCAGCCUGAUGCCCCAGAAGCGGCGGAGACCCCGGAAGACUGAGUCGGGGGCGCCUGGGCCAGGGCUGGAGCCGCACGUCUCAGGACGGUUUAGAAGACUAAAGGUCAGGAUGGGGUGUGUGAAGUCCAGGUUUACCCAGGAUGGUGGGAAGUUCUUCAAAAAAGAGUCUCAAACAAAUACCAAGGGCCCUGUGUAUGUGCCAGAUCCAACAUCCCCUGGAAAAGAGGUAGUCAGUGCUUCCAGCGUCAAUAAGGUCAUCUCCUCUGAUGGCUCUGAGAAGAUGGACAUCACAGUUGUGGCCCUUUAUGACUAUGAGGCCAUCCACAGUGAGGACCUCAGCUUCCAGAAGGGUGACCAGAUGGUGGUCCUAGAAAAGUCUGGAGAGUGGUGGAAAGCUCGUUCUCUUGCAACCCGGAAAGAAGGCUAUAUCCCAAGUAACUAUGUGGCUCAGAUCAACUCGCUGGAGACAGAGGAAUGGUUCUUCAAAGACAUCAGCCGUAAGGAUGCAGAGCGUCACCUGCUGGCACCUGGGAACGUCCUGGGCUCCUUCAUGAUUCGGGACAGUGAAACCACCAAAGGCAGCUAUUCCUUAUCAAUACGGGACUAUGACGCUCAGCACCAGGAUGCAGUGAAACAUUAUAAGAUCCGGACCCUGGACAACGGCGGUUUCUAUAUCUCCCCGCGAAGCACUUUUAGCACUCUGCAGGAUCUGGUGGCCCACUACAAGAAAGGAAGUGAUGGCUUAUGCCAGAAGCUAACAGGGCCCUGUGUGGUCCCCAAGCCCCAGAAACCCUGGGAGAAGGAUGCCUGGGAGAUCCCCAGGGAAUCCCUGAAGUUGGAGAAGAAACUGGGAGCUGGGCAAUUUGGAGAAGUCUGGAUGGCUACCUAUAACAAACACACCAAGGUAGCUGUGAAGACCAUGAAGCCAGGGAGCAUGUCUGUGGAAGCCUUCUUGGCUGAGGCCAACCUGAUGAAGACUCUGCAACAUGAUAAGCUUGUGAAACUGCACGCCGUGGUCACGAAGGAAGAGCCCAUCUACAUCAUCACUGAGUUCAUGGCAAAAGGAAGCCUGCUGGACUUUCUGAAAAGUGAUGAAGGACGAAAACAACCCCUGCCAAAGCUCAUCGAUUUCUCAGCCCAGAUUGCUGAAGGAAUGGCCUUCAUUGAGAUGAGGAACUAUAUUCACCGAGAUCUAAGAGCAGCCAACAUCCUCGUCUCAUCGGCCCUGGUGUGUAAGAUUGCUGACUUUGGCCUGGCACGGCUCAUUGAGGACAACUUUUACAAUGCUCGAGAGGGAGCCAAGUUUCCCAUUAAGUGGACAGCUCCAGAGGCCAUCAACUUUGGCUCCUUUACCAUCAAGUCAGAUGUGUGGUCCUUCGGCAUCCUUCUGAUGGAGAUUGUCACUUAUGGCCGGAUUCCCUAUCCAGGAAUGUCUAACCCUGAAGUGAUCCGUUCCCUGGAUCGUGGAUACCGGAUGCCUCGUACAGACAACUGCCCAGAAGAACUAUACAGCAUCAUGACUCGCUGCUGGAUGAACAAACCCGAGGAUCGGCCUACAUUUGAGUAUCUCCAGAGUGUGCUGGAGGACUUCUACACUGCCACUGAGAGCCAGUACCAAAAGCAGCCAUGAGGAGUAGCAUCCCAAGCAUUGUGACCAACUCUUGAAUCAUAUCAGCAUACCAUCAUGUUGCUUUCAUGUACACUACCUACUGGUCAUACUCAUCUUCCUAAUUCCCAUCUCCAUUUCAAGAUCCAUCUCUGAGACUGGGAGUGUGGAGACCUGUGUUCUAGUUCUGUCACUAACUCAGUGGAUCAUUGGACCAAAUCACUUGCUCUUUCUGGGUCUUCCUCUUUAAAGUGAAGGCAUUGGAUUAGAUGAUCUCUGAGGUCCCUUCCAGCUCUAACAUUCUAUAUUCUAUGUUCUAAGGUCCCUUCCAGUUAUAGCAUUCUAUGUUCUGUAGUAUAAGGUCCCUUCCACCUAUAACAUUUGACAAUCUAAAAGCUCUUUUGGUUCUGACAUUCGCUGACUGUGAUUCCUAGGAAGAUUGCUGGUCAGUAUUGCUAUUGGCAAUUGACUGGGAUGGUUGUUAUUCCAGUUUUAGCCACAGCUUUGGGAGAUCUGGGUCAAAUGGAAAAAUACUAUGAAUGCCACAGAGUUUAUGGAUAGACACACAUUUCUCUUCUUCCAAUUGCCAAAAAAUCCUCUUAGUUCCUAGCAGCUCAUUAACCAAGAAAUUGGGAUGGAGACCUCCCAGAGACCAGAACUGCUGAGAGAAAGGGGGCUGCAUCUUUUUUUCUUCCAACCUGCCUUGGGACAGUGUUAAGAAAGGAGUCUGAGAGUUUGUCCAUGCUAUUGUCUCAGAAGAGCUGUGAGCUUAGCCUCUCAUUAAAAAUUUCUCAAGAGAUGAGGCAUUUGGCCUCCUCCCAGUCCAAAUUAAGGCAUAAGAAAUUGUUUUGGCUUUCUUGUCAGGACUAGUGAGUGGCUAUACCCUUCUCAUUUCCUAUCCCAAAUUGGCCAGUGUGGUUGUCAGAAACCCAUCUGUGGUGAAGGGGGUGCUGGGAUUGGUGGGAAGUGAUUUUGGAGGGGCUUGGCAAAGGACAGCCCCACAAAGGACAAGGGGAACAUAAGAGGGUAGAAGAUGAGAACUUUGUGGGUUGGCCUUUCCCAGAUGUUUUUCCAGGCCCCUUGGCUGCCACUACCUCCAGAGGCAAAGAUGGAAGGCUAAAGAUUCACUUCCAAACUGUCUCUCCUGAGAGGACUGGGGAGGAAUCAAGAAAAUAACAGAGGAAGAUGUAGUUAGCCUGAACCUUACCUUCCUAUUUUUUCUUCUCAGGAUGAAAGAAUACAAAGACAGGCUCCAGAGGUUCGCAGAUUAGCCAGACCACUUAGUCCAUACUUGUAUGUGUGGCCACAUUCUCAGCCACAGCUCUCCCCAAGGCUUCACUAAAGUCCUGCCUUGGCUUAACUCUACGCUUGAGUUAGGUCUGUGGAUGUUAAUAAUAGGAGAUUACAACUAACUGCAGCUCACCCUAUUCCCUUCUGUUUGAGGUGGGCUUCUUCUCCCUUUCUUCGCUGAGAUGGCCACUGGGGUAUUUAAGGCUAGAGAACUGAAUGGAAUGAGGACGGGGUCCAGUCUCAUAGGUGCAUCUAGACCCCCGUCAUCCUGAACCCCGCUUCUCCAUCUAGCGUAUUCCUGCCCUAAUCAUGGGAGAUAUGGGAUAAAAGAAAUCAAAUGGCCCAGGGCAGCCAAUACCUGCUAUGGGAAAAACCACUCAGUACAUACGUCCUGUUGGUGGUGGGUCAGAGAUAGAAGCAUUGUGCACAAAGAAGAGUGGCACCUUAUCUGGAUGUCUCACUACAAAGUCUUAGUAAGUUCUAAAAAUUCUCUGAUUCACUGAUUAUUCAACAAACAGCUGAGGGCCUACUACAUGCAGAGCAUGCUCUGCCUUUGGGGAUUUGUUCAUUUAGCCAACAGUUAUCAAAUGUGCAGAGCACCAUGCCACACAUUUGUGUGCAGAACAUAGUGCCACAAAAUGGAAGAAAUACAAAGAUUAACUAAGACACGUUCCCAGUUCUUAAGGAACGCACGAUCUAGUAGGUGUAUAAGACGUAAACCCCGAUACUUUUAAAAUAUCAUGUUACAUGAAAAUGCUAUGGAAAGGUUAAAAAAAAGUGCUGUCGACCAAGAGGAUGAGGGAAGACUUCCUAGAGAUGGUAUUACUUGAACUGGGUUUUAAAAGGUGGGUAAGAAUUCAAAAGACCAAGACAGCACAAGGAAAGCAAAUGCAGGAUUCUUGGCUCUGUAAGAAGACAGAUGAAAUUCAGUUUUAUGCUGGUAGUAACAAUCCGCAGCACUUU